AAUAGGUCCGCACCCGUUCCGCAUAAUUGUGGAACAGAUCCGGACCCAUUUUACGGACGUGUGAACGGGAGCUACGCAAACAGCUAUGCUGCUUCUGUAACUCUCGGAGCUACGACAACAGCGAGUGCUGGCUUGCUUCGCUGUUUCCGUACGCCUGGCCACCUGAGGCUGACGCUUAAUCCCAUCUCGCUCCUUUUAAUGUGGCUUUGCAGCAAUACCAGUCACAGUCAUGGACAACUGUGGCACUGUUUCUGGAAAACCUGCAAAUCCUUUCAUACAACCCAUUUAACCAUUGUAUUACAAAGUUGCAACUUGCAAUUUUCUUAUGUUUAAUUCAACACUAUUUUCAGACUUUUUGCUUGCUAUCAGUAAAAGGAUACAUUCAGAAUGUAAAAAUCUUCACGAUGGUGUGUGACUCGCACAGUAGCAGAUAUUUUGUAAGCGAGCACUGUAAUAAUGUUUCACUGUUUCAGUCCUUUGCUAUUUUUUAAGAUAUCUGCUUGUUUUCAAUCCAGAGGGUGGAAAAUGAAUGCUAAAAUGUGUUCCACAUUUCAAAAGUCUGAAAAGGACCUUACAAGAGGCAAGAAAGUAUAAAGAGCUGUGCACAUGUGUCAGUUAGGCAUGAUUGGGGCAAGUCUCCAGCCUCUAGAGCAACGUAGACUCAGGCCAUAACUUACUACCGCCGGUCAGCCCUGGACGAUCCAGCCGAAGGAGGACGACCAGCCAGUGUAAGUCCAAGCCCCCUCUCCUUCGAACCAGCAAGAGGACCAUCUACACAGCAGGACGACCACCGUGGUACAACGAGCAUGGGACACAAUCGAAGGAGGCUUUUGUGAUUGGUCUGGGUGGUGGUAGUGCGUCGGGUAAAACCACAGUUGCCCGGAUGAUCAUUGAAGCUCUGGAUGUUCCUUGGGUGGUCCUCUUGUCUAUGGACUCUUUCUACAAGGUGCUGACGGUAGAACAGCAAGCUCAGGCUGCCUGCAACGAAUAUAACUUUGACCACCCAGAUUCAUUUGACUUUGAACUGAUGAUCAGUACAUUGAAGAAGCUGAAACAGGGAAAGAGCGUGAAAAUCCCCACGUAUGACUUUACCACUCACAGCCGAACCAAAGAUUGGAAAACCCUUUAUGGAGCCAACGUGGUCAUAUUUGAAGGGAUCAUGGCGUUUGCACAUGCAGAGCUUCUGAAGCUGCUAGACAUGAAGAUUUUUGUAGACACUGAUUCCGAUAUUCGCCUUGUACGGAGACUACGGAGGGACAUAUCAGAACGAGGCAGAGAUAUUGAGGGAGUCCUCAAGCAGUACCAUGCCUUUGUGAAACCUGCUUUUGACCAGUACAUACAGCCCACUAUGCGCCUCGUGGAUAUUGUGGUGCCAAGAGGUAGUGGUAAUACAGUGGCCAUUGAUUUGAUUGUGCAGCACGUACAUAGUCAGCUGGAGGAGAGGAAGCUCCGCUGGGACAUGGCGGCCUUGGCCUCUGCCCAUCAGUCACAGCCACUGCCAAGGACACUUUGCGUCUUAAAGGAAACACCUCAAGUAAGCGUCAUGCACACAAUUAUAAGGAACAAGGAGACAAGUCGGGAUGAAUUCAUUUUCUAUUCUCGCCGCCUCAUGAGACUUCUGAUAGAACAUGCACUUUCCUUUCUUCCAUUCAGGAGCUGCACUGUGCAAACCCCACAAGGACAUGACUACUAUGGACGGACGUAUGAUGGCAAACGGAUAACUGGAGUUUCUAUAUUGAGAGCUGGAGAGACAAUGGAACCUGCACUGAGAGCUGUAUGUAAGGACGUAAGGAUUGGAACCAUUCUCAUCCAGACUAAUCCUAGCACUGGGGAGCCAGAGCUGCAUUAUCUCAGACUCCCAAAGGAUAUUAGUGAGGACCACGUUAUUCUGAUGGAUUGUACAGUGUCCACUGGGGCUGCAGCCAUGAUGGCAGUUCGUGUACUACUGGACCACGAGGUUCCAGAGGACAAGAUCUUCCUGCUGUCUCUGCUUAUGGCGGAACUGGGAGUGCACUCUGUGGCUUAUGCUUUCCCCAAUGUACGUAUCCUAACCACAGCGGUGGACAAGAAAGUCAACAACAUGUUUCGGAUCAUCCCUGGGAUUGGUAAUUUUGGGGAUCGGUAUUUUGGGACAGACGCCCCAGCAGACUGGAGUGAUGAGGACGAUCCUGUCUGAUAGGUCCUAACCUUCCUUAUUUACACUAUUGUUCUUUAUUGUGUCGCUGCGGACUAAAUCCUAUUUUUCAAAUAAUAAAAAUAUUUAAAAACUUU
Messenger RNA from Bufo bufo (common toad), 2271 nucleotides. RefSeq names its product uridine-cytidine kinase 1 like 1 (gene UCKL1). NCBI's taxonomy places the organism in Eukaryota, Metazoa, Chordata, Amphibia, Anura, Bufonidae. The record is from RefSeq and is a predicted model, not a curated record. Bases 884 to 2176 code for a protein of 430 amino acids. The transcript has 15 exons. Gene Ontology annotation, cellular component: cytoplasm. Gene Ontology annotation, molecular function: ATP binding; kinase activity.